AUGGCCUCGAGAGUUCUUUCGCCUCACCAGGUCCAUAAUGCUGUUCCUCUUCUCGAACAGACUGAUUCUUUGAGUGACGAUCUGCUCUUGAAGAUCGGCGCGAUCUUGGUCAGGGCUAAAGAACAUCGGAACUGGGGCAUUGGCCGCAAACAUCGCCACCACGAGCUCAAGCCGAAGGAGUUGAUGGUCCAUGAGACGAAUGGACCAAGAGAUAUUUGUAGACCUGUCGAGUGGAACUCCACCAGCAAGCUUUAUCCUCAUUCAUGGCACUACACGAGCGGUGAUCAUCUCACGCCAUAUGAGUAUGGCACCCAGCCACAGCCAGACAUACCGCUACCGCUUGUCUCCGAGCUGUUGGGAGUUAUGAGAACCGAGUCGACUGUGGCUCUGAUACCAAUCGCGACGUCUUUGGAAGGGGGAGAUAAGAAGUGGGUUGAGACUGUGAGCUCCGAAGAUCGCAGCAUGACUUCAGACCUUGUUCCCCAAAGUCGGUGUGUCCCACAAUCUGAAACAGUGGGCUGGAUAUUCUUUCCUGCCGGUCAUGGAGCUGUGAAGGCAGUCGUCGUAAGGGAGUGCAAAAAGAACCCGGUGACAGGGUUUCACAAAGCCGAGUACACCUAA
Aureobasidium melanogenum CBS 110374 is the source of this 621-nucleotide messenger RNA. RefSeq lists its product as uncharacterized. The coding region runs from base 1 to 621 and encodes 206 amino acids. The transcript has a single exon. Lineage: Eukaryota; Fungi; Ascomycota; Dothideomycetes; Dothideales; Saccotheciaceae. The record is from RefSeq and is a predicted model, not a curated record.